CGUGAAAAACCAGUUAUCGGUGACCAACAGUACUCGCCGUGCUGCCUUGCCGGUAACUUCAUUUAAUUGUUUAUAUAUUAAUUUAUUAUUUUUUUUUCGAUCAAAUUAAUCUGUUCUAUGAGACGCAAUUGACGACCUCGUGUUUAAUUUAAAAAAAAUAUAAAUAUUACAUUUCAAAUAUAUCCCUCGUACUAAAAAAAAAAAAAUUAAAAUAUUAAUUAAUUACUCAAUUUUUUCUUGACAAAAAAAAAGACUAUUAAAUAUUUAUAUUUGAUUAAUUUUGUGAAUAUUAAAAAUAAAAAAAAAAAAGAGUUAAUUUAAUUUGAGUAAAUAAAAAGAGAAAAAAUUUUUCUUUUUUUUUUUUUUUUUUCUCAUCUGUGGUGUAAUAAGUUGUGUUCAGUUCAAAGUUUAAACAAGAUUAAUAAAUUUAUAUGUAUUUAUAGUUAUUUAUAGACAUUCGAUAUUUAAAAUGAUUAAAAAAUUGUUGGUUGUCGUGUUGCACUGAUUCCAGUGAAUCUUAAUAUCCGGCUUGAAAAAAAAUAAUAAAAAAUAUAAAUCAAGACAAUAAACAAUAUUUAAAAUAUCAUAUAUAUUUAAUCAGUCAGUCAAAAAUAAAAAAAUAAAUAAUAUUUCGAGACGUAUAAGUAAAAAAAAAUAAAUAAAUAAAAAUAAGAGUAUGUAAUCGUAUGUUCGUGCAAGAGAGUCGAUCCAAGUUAACGUGAAAUUCCACGCGGUGUGUGGCUAGUGGCGGGAGCAAAACGUUGCCAGAGAGUAGUUACCAAAGGCGUCAUCGUCCUUGAGAUUCUUUGGGAAAUUUAAGCGCGUUGUUGUUGGCCACUUUGUGUUAGUGUAUAAUCGACAGUGUCUGUGUGUUACUCUUUUAAAUAAAUAUCAUCUUCUCAACUGAUCAAAUCACCUCUUUGACAUUUUUUUUAUUUUUUUUAUUUUUUUUGUCUCGAAAAUAAAUAAAUAAAUAAAAAAUUUAUAUAUCAUUAUAAAAUCAAGAUCAUCGAUUCAAGAUAACAUAAAAGAAAAAAAAAAAAAAAGUGAAAAUAUAUAUAAAAAAAAAAACACUAAAAGUUAAAAUAAUAUUGACAAAAAAAUAUUAUUUAUUUAUAAAAGAUAAAAAAAAAAUUUAUAUAAAUUAAAACGUAGAAUUUUUUCAACGGGGUUAUUUAUUGAUUAAUUAAAAAAGAUUAAAAAAAAAAACGAAAAAAAAAAACAAUAAUAAUUUGUUGUUUUCAAUUGUGGAAAAAAAAAAAAAUUGCAAAAUUUCAUUCAAAACAUGACCACGUGACUGUUGCUUUAUAAACACUGUUGGACCACGUGCUUUACCCCCUCCAUCCCCUUUGCUCCUUCCCUUGUUGAAAAUAAAAAAAUAAUAAAAAAAAAAAAAAAACCAAAAAUCCCGUCACUCUUUCUACUAACAUCUUCCCCGUUACUUUUUUCCUUUUUCGACUAUAAAAAUUCCAUAGAUGUUUUUUAUUUAUUUAUAUUUUUGUAAGCCUACUCCAAUAAUAUCAUCCAGCUGUUUACCAACAAAAUAAGCAAAAAUUAGUCAAAUUAAACCUGAUAAUAAUAAAAAAAUAAAAAUGGAUACAAGUGCAAUUGACAGUAAUAAUUCAAUUGUUAUACCUGGUAAUACAUCACCUCUGCAAAAUCAACAGCCUCAUACACCACAGGGUUCAUUUGAACUUGAAAAUGGUUUUGAGCCACUACCAAGAGCACGUUCAAAUACAUGGCCAACACAAAGACCAGAUGGUUAUAUUGAUGGCAACACAAUAAUAUCAAAUAUUGGCAUUGACGUUGUCAAAGAAGAAAGUGAAGAUUGUGAACUUGAAUUACAACAUGGACAAUUAAAUUCAAAUGGUAAUCAUCAUAAUAAUAUUAAAAAAAAUUCAUCACGUAGAAAUGCAUGGGGUAAUUUGAGUUAUGCUGAUUUAAUAACAAGUGCUAUUACAAGCGCACCAGAACAUCGUUUAACAUUGUCACAAAUAUAUGAAUGGAUGGUACACAAUGUUUCAUAUUUCAUGGACAAGGGUGAUAGUAACAGUAGUGCUGGAUGGAAGAAUUCAAUUAGACACAAUCUUUCGUUGCACAAUAGAUUUAUGAGAGUUCAAAAUGAAGGCACUGGUAAAAGUUCAUGGUGGAUGAUAAAUCCUGAUGCAAAACCUGGUAAAUCAGCACGUAGAAGAGCUGCAUCAAUGGAAACAAGUAAAUUUGAAAAACGUCGUGGUAGAGCAAAGAAAAAAGUUGAAGCAUUUAAAAAUGGUAUGUUACAAAGUGAUGUAGCAUCAAGUCCAAGUAGUAGUGUAAGUGAAGGAAUUGAUCGUUAUGCUGAUAGUCCUCCUGUUCAUGCCAGUUGCUUUCAGCUAUCACCUGAAUUUCGACCAAGAACAUCAAGUAAUGCAUCAUCCAUCAGUAGACUUAGUCCAAUUCAGGCAGUACCAAGUGAACCAGAUUGGUCAUACAAUUCAUCUUACAGUGGUGAACAAUUAGCUGGUAAUCUUGCUGAAUCAUUAAAGCUCGAUUCAUAUGGAAUAUAUUCAUCACCACCAAAUCAUCAACAGCAACAACAACAACAGCCACCACCACCUUCUUAUUAUGAGACACAAUAUCAAAGAAGUAAUUCAUUUUCAACACCAUCACCGUAUGGUUUACCACCAACUUCACAAUCAACAAAUCAACAACAACAACAACAACAACAAAGAUGUCCAGUUGUUUGUCAAAUGAAUUUAAGUCCAACAUCAAGUUUAAGUAUGUCACCAUCAUACCAGAGUGAAGCAAGUACAUCACCAAUUGGUAAUCAACAACAACAUCAGCAACAGCAACAACAACAACAACAACCUCAGCAACAAGAUCAAAAUUUACAAUACCUCUUAGAAACCCAUCAAAGAUUACAACAACAGCAACAACAACAAAUGCAACGACAAGCUCAAACAAGACUAAUAAAUUCUAGUCAACCAGAAAUAUUAACUGGUACACCACCUGUUACGGUUAUGGGACAAUUAAUGGGUGCAUUGAAUACAAAUCGUACACUAUUGGAUGAUUUAAAUAUUAAUAUUGAAGGAUUGUCUGGUGAAUUUGAUUGUAAUGUUGAUGAGGUUAUUAAACAUGAAUUGUCAAUGGAUGGUACACUACGUUGUGACUUUAAUUUUCCUCAAAGUUUAAUGGGUACAUCUGAAAUUAAUGAUACAACAAUUAAUCAAAAUAAUGAUGUUACAUUGAAUAAUCAAAUUGGUACAGUACAAACAAACACACAAAAUGGUGGUGUUUAUGUUAAUAAUAAUUCAACAACAAAUGCUCCAGCAGCACCCUCAUGGGUUCACUAGCAUUGGAGUAAAUUAACAACAACAACAUCAACAUCAACAACAACCACAUCGUUCUCUUUAACAUCAACAUCACACCAUAAUUUUAAUUGUUUUUUUAAUAAUUUUGAUGAUUAUAAAAGACAAUAUAAUGGAAAUUUGGACGAGUGCCGUGAUGAUCGGCUUGUGAUAAGAAAUAGAAAUAAUAAUUCAAAAAUACGAAAAUAUUCGUAUUGGAAAGAUCCUAGUUUAGGCUAGUUAGUGCAAUUAGACAUUGCGUUGAAAUAAAUAUUCACAAAGAUGAAACAACAAUCAGAAAAACUAAAAAAAAAAUUCUAAUUUAAAAAAGAAAAAAAAAUUUCAAUCAAUUAGAAAAUUAAAAACGUACUAUUAAAUUUUUUUUUGCCAUAUUUCCUCAAGAAUAUCAGAACGAAAAUUAAAUAAUUCAAAAUUCAACUGAUUUUUCUUUGAAUAAAUACUCAAAGAUUUCUGCCAAAAAAAAAAAAAAAAAAAAAUAUAUAACAAUUCGAAAAAACAAAAGAAAAAAAAUAUUAUAAAAUAAAUCUAAAUUUUUUUGACAAGAAACAAGAUAUAUAAAAUAAAUAAAACAAAACAAGAAAAAAGCACGAUUGGUGCUUAAUUAUUCUGAGACGCUUUGCUACAAGUCAAUAAUGUGCCGUGAUUAUAUAAUAAUUAAUAAUAAAUAGCUAUAAUAAUCAAUGGUUAAUUAAAAAUAAAAAAUAAAAAUAAAUAACCGGGUAUAGACCUCAAAAAAACCUACAUAAACAAAUUACAAGUAAAUGAAAAAAAACUGAGGUACAAGCUCAAGUCAAUUUUUUAAAAUUAAGUAAAAGCAUUAAUUUCAUUUUUGUUACUAUUAUUAUUAUAUUUUAUUAUUUUUAUUUUUAAAUAUUUUGCAUGUCAAAAUUGUCAAUGAAUUUUAAAACAUGCAGUGCUCACCAUAGUUAAAUAAAUUAAUCAUGCUUAUACCUAAAAAAUAAAAAAUAUAUAUAUUUGUUUAGAAAAAGAAAAACAUAUAUUGUUUGCGUUAAUAUGAUAAAUUUAAAAAAUAAGAUUACCCGUUCUGUACGUUCAACAAUAUAUUUAUAAAUGUGAAAAUAUUAAUAUAGAUUAAAAAAAAUAUAUUAGAUGUAUUUAUAAUAAAAUUAAUUAGAUAAUACAUGUGAAUCGUUUAUAUAUAUAUCAGCAUGAUAACGUAAAUGUUAUGUGUAUAUAUAUCCAAGUGCGGAGCCAAUACAAGUUUAUCUAGAAAAAAAAUAUGAAAAUUACAAAAUCAUACGUAGAUUGCUAUAUCAUUAUUAGAUAAUUUCUUUUUUUUUUUUUUUUAAGAUUUGUAGAUAGAAAAUGAUUAAAUGUAAGCUACAAUGAAUUGUUAGUCAAAAAAAAAAUUGAUAAUUUGAUUAUAAUCAUUGUUAAUAAUAUUCGGUAGAUGAAAAUUGCAUCAAAAAAAAAAAUUAUUGGCCUAUAUGUGUCUGUGCGAAAA
Aphidius gifuensis is the source of this 4812-nucleotide messenger RNA. RefSeq names its product forkhead box protein O (gene foxo). Gene Ontology annotation, molecular function: DNA-binding transcription factor activity, RNA polymerase II-specific; RNA polymerase II cis-regulatory region sequence-specific DNA binding. Lineage: Eukaryota; Metazoa; Arthropoda; Insecta; Hymenoptera; Braconidae. The record is from RefSeq and is a predicted model, not a curated record. The transcript is spliced from 6 exons. Gene Ontology annotation, biological process: regulation of transcription by RNA polymerase II. The coding region runs from base 1593 to 3332 and encodes 579 amino acids. Gene Ontology annotation, cellular component: nucleus.